Geodia barretti is the source of this 855-nucleotide messenger RNA. The record is from the annotation of a GenBank genome assembly. NCBI's taxonomy places the organism in Eukaryota, Metazoa, Porifera, Demospongiae, Tetractinellida, Geodiidae.
GCGGGUGAAGGUCAUUGUGAUGUAGUCAUUGACCUACUAUCACUUGGUGCUGAUAUUAAUGCUCAGAGUAAUGGUGGAUGGACACCUCUAUUAUCUGCUGUAUUUAAUGGUCAUUGUGAUGUAGUCAUUGACCUACUGUCACUUGGUGCUGAUAUCAAUGCUCAGAAUAAUGAGGGAUACUCAGCACUGAUAAUAGCAGCCUUGCGGGAUAAGACUGAUGUUGUGGUGGAGUUGGUGAAGGGAGGAGCCGAUUUGGACCUACAGAAUAAGGAUGGGGACUCAGCAACGAUUAGAGCAUCCUACUAUGGUUGCACUGAUGUUGUGGUGGAGUUGGUGAAGGGAGGAACCAAUUUAGACCUACAGAAUAAGAAUGGAGACUCUGCAGUCAUCAGUGCUAUAGUGGAAUACAAACCAGCCACUCUGAGGGAGCUAGUGAGGGCAGGGAGUGACCUCAACCUCCAGAACCAGGAGGGACUCACUGCCCUAAUGAUAGCUGUCAGGAGUGGGAGAACUGACAUUACUAACAUUCUACUGGAGGGAGAACACAUCAACCUGGAUAUUCAGGAGAAUGGCACAGGGUGGUCAGCUCUCCACUUCUCUGCUGAGAGAGGAGACUGGGAUAUCACACAAGCACUCCUGGAGGCAGGAGCCAGUCUUCAUCUCAAAGACAAGAAUGGACUGACAGCUAUGGAGAUUGCUGGGGUCAAGGCUGAGGAAGGAGAGGAAGGGAGGCCUUAUGACAAACACAGGGAAGAGAGACCUCAGUGUAACUAUGAGGGAGUGAUUAGUCUUCUGAGGGAACAUUGUAAAGAAGAACCAAUUGCCACAACCAGUCAUCAUGUGAGUAUCACUCUG